AAAAAAUUCUCCUCAUUUUUGGAAUACGCAGUAUGUAUUUGAUUUUGUAGUAAUAAACAAAGCUGAUUUUAGACGAGUCUGAAGCUGACAAAACAAUUGAUCGAAGCACAACGACGUUACAAUCGCUUCCCUAACCUUCUCUCUCUCUCCCUUUCCCCGAAUAAUUCGAACCAAAAAAGUAAAAUUUUCCUCCGAAUAAAUAUAUUCACGCACCAAACAGAAAACCAAAACAAAAAAAAAAACUUUGAACUUUGCUCCAAAGGAAAGCUCUCACCAAAAAAUCGCAAAGAAAGGAAUCUUUCUUCUUCUUCUUCCAAUCAAAUCAAUCAAUGGAGUUCCCUCCUCCGCCUCCUCCUCCUCCACCUCCGGAUAGAUCAAAACGCCUCCACAACUUCACCUUACCUUAUCUCCGAUGGGGUCAGCAAAGAUUCCUCAGGUGCGUCAAGCUACCUUCUUCCUCCUCCUCCUCUCCUUCUCCCGAUCGCGUCAAUCAUGGAUCUCCCGGAGGAGGAGGAGACUCUGCUCAGCCAAAGGUCUCAGCUUUAGCAAACGGAGGAGGCGAAGCAGUUAGGCCGUGGAAUCUGAGGACGAGGAGAGCUGCUUGUAACGAACCUGGUGGUGGAGAUGAGCCACUACCAACGACGACGCAUGAAAUUAACGGCGUUAAAGAUGGAGAUUCAUCAUCGCAGCAGAAACUGAAAUUCUCUGUUGCUUUGUUGAGAGAAGAGAUCGAAGAGGAUUUCACUGCCUUGAUUGGUAAAAAGCCUCCUCGUAGGCCCAAGAAGAGGCCCAGACUUGUUCAGAAGCAAAUGAAUACUCUGUUUCCGGGUUUGUGGUUAGCGGAAGAAGUAACUGAAGGCUCUUAUGACGUCCCUGAAGCUGCUGCUGAAACAUGAAAUCAAAAGGUGCUUUCUUCCAAAGACAUUCUUCUUUCUGUAUCAUCUUUUGUUUGUUUUUUCUAAUCUGUUCUGUUGUAAAAAAAGGAAGCAAAAGAAUGUAGUAAUGUCCACACCUCAGUUUUUUAGUAAAUGAAGCCAUUUUAUACUUUGGUUUCUUCUUCUAUUUGUAAAAGAGAGAGACAAACUGGUGUUUUUUUUCAUUACCAAAAGCUAAUUGUAAUCUCCAUGGCAAUGGAAUCUCCAGCUGUUUCUUUUUUUUUGUUUAAUCAAUAAAUGCAGCUCUCUGCAACUUUC
Eruca vesicaria subsp. sativa (arugula) is the source of this 1193-nucleotide messenger RNA. Lineage: Eukaryota; Viridiplantae; Streptophyta; Magnoliopsida; Brassicales; Brassicaceae. The record is from the annotation of a GenBank genome assembly.